GUUUGCAGCUAUGGUUUUAUAGAUGUCAACUUGUAUUGUCAACAAUUUUCAUAUCUAGCUAUUGUAGCCCUUUAUAAUAUUUACAGAAGAUGGUGAUGUUUCUUUAAACAUGGCGAAUAUUGCUAACCCUGCACCAUAUACAUAUAAACGAGAAAGUGCAGUCAUACCUACCAUAAAAUCAGAAUUAUUUAGUAAUCGUUUAAAAGCCGCAAAGAAUUUAUAUCGAAAAGAUCUUUUGUGCCAUUUCGGGUGUGUAAAUGCUAUAGAGUUUUCAAGCAAUGGCGAAAUUCUCGUAUCAGGUGGAGAUGACAGGCGUGUUAUGGUUUGGAAAUUUGGGCAUGCAAUAUUAGAUCAUGGUAAACCACACUCAUUAAAAGCAGUUCACCAAUCAAAUAUUUUUUGUAUUGGAAUUACUAAUGACAACAAAAAGAUUUAUUCAGGAGGGAAUGAUGAUAUUGUAAUUGUUCAUGAUGUGGAAAGCAAAAGUCCACUUGAAGUACUCCAACACCAGAGAGCUGUAUGCUGUCUUAGCAUUGAUCCGUUUAGUGAACGUGUAGUUUCAACCGCCGGUAAUGAUGGAAGACUGCUGCUGUUUGACACCAGGAGAUCUGUUCAUGAGUCCUUGGUUAUAUCACGGAGUCGAAAAGCUUUCCACGGGGUAAUGUACCACCCGCAACAAGCUGGAAUGCUUGUGUCUGCAAAUGCAAGGGACGGAAUUAGUCUGUGGGACUUGCGUUCACCUAAACAGCCAGUUGUACGUUAUAGUGGAAAGAAGGGUCCCUAUCAGAACAGCAUGAGCGUUUGUUUUAAUUCAACUGGCACUCACGUAUUAGCCUUAAGGCGACGACUUCCACCAGUACUAUAUGCUGUCCAAUCGCCAGAACCAGUUGCUGAAUUCUAUCAUCAAGAUUAUUAUAAUUCGUGUACAAUGAAGAGUUGUUCCUUUGCGGGUCAGAAUGAUGAAUAUGUGCUGUCCGGUUCGGAUGACUUUAACAUCUAUGCAUGGAAAAUCCCAGAUGGUGGAGGGGGAUCUGAAUUGGCUGUCGAGCCGCCGCAUUUAAUUCUUUACGGACACAGAUCAAUAGUUAACCAAGUGAGGUACAAUCGACAUUACUGUACGAUUGCGUCGUCGGGCGUUGAAAAAAUUAUAAAAGUUUGGUCGACCAUUGAGUACCCGAAAAUGCGCGGAACUCUUUUAGAAGAAGCUCAGGGAUCGGACAAUCCCCGGGAGAUAUACAGCCACGAGGACUACGUCUCGCUUGUUCAUCACAGCGGACAGUACAUAUCGCACAACUACGCGGAGCAGUCGACCAACGAGGACCCGCGGAUGAUGGCGUUUUUCGAUUCUCUGGUGCAACGCGAACUAGAGUGCCUCGCCUACGACACGGACUCCUUGGACGGCUCCUCGUCGGCUGCUUCCAUGCUCGAUCAGGACUCGGAGUCGUCAGACACCGACCAGAUUGUUGCCGACUUCUUACCGCUGCCGCCGAAAAGAGAAAAUCAAAAUGGAGCACGCAGUCAACGAUGCCCCAAUCGCAUGGCUCGCCUGGUGACGUCUCGUUACAAUAAGAACGUACGACCGCAGAAAAGAGACGCCCUCAGGCGCAGCAAGCAGCCUCGCAGCGCGGGCAAGUCGAGUGGCAAGGGCAAGGGCGUGCGCACCCGCGCCAUGCGGCGCCCGGCGCCCCGCCCCGCGCCCCCCGCCGACCGGACCGACUCCGACGAGCCCGCACGAGCGCUCUACAGGAACUCCGCCCGGAUGAUCAGACCGGUUAGAAGACGACAGAACUCCAGUAGGUCCGUUAAAAGAAAAGCCAAAACAAAUUGUUACAGAAGAGUCUCGAAUUUAAGGAACAACGGUGGCACCACACCCCAAGAUAGUAGCGAUAACAACAACUGUACGAACUACGACAAUUACGAAGACAACAUGGCGUUACCCAGUACAAGCUCAGGUUACAGAGGUCAAAACGCACCGGCGCUGUUCCGGAUAGCCGAGGUGGAUUCCGACGACGACCAUUCGGCCAGCAGCAGGCCCCUGUCGCCGGGCAAUCAGAACGCGAACUACGGCGUCCCCCCGAACCUGAUCAGCAUAGUCCCGACUCCGGUCAACGGCUCGCGUGACUCGUUGGGCGAGUCGCUGCGGCUCGAGCCCCACGAGCACGAGGGCCACGCCCCCCCGCUCCCCUCCGAGAGCCGCCCCCGGCUGAACCUGCGCCGCGUCAGGAGAAACGGCCGCGCCGCUCUGCACCGGUCCGACUCCAGCGAGUCGCCGCCCUUGAAGGACGAGACCGAACGCGCCACUACCUCGCUCGAAGGUCGACUCUCGCCUAAAAUCGGCUACAAUCAGACAGUAGCGCGGCUCAUGAAUGAAACGAACGAGAGUGAGCUAGAGAGUAGUUGUAGCACGGAGAGCGGCGCGUGGCCCGUCCCGGUGGCGGGGAGUGCGGGGGGCGGGGGCGCCGGUCCGAGCGCCAAACCGCCCGAGGACGUUUCCGACGACUCUGACUUCCACGCGGUCAAGUUUCGUCAGCGCGUCAAAAAAUCACGUCGUAGUUAUAAGAGCCACAUGGAAUCAGAUUCGAACUGAGAUGACUGUAGAUAAAUUAUUAAAAUCGUCUCUUAUUAGUUGUUCCACUGUAAGUGGACACUAUUACACUGCUAUGGUAUUAAUUUAAAAAGGAUUUUUUUCCGAUGCACGGAUUAAGUUUCCUACAAAAGACAGAUGAUCUUGAACAUCUUUUAUUGAUUUUCCUAAUGUGCUGUGAAACUUGUAU
Bombyx mandarina (wild silkworm) is the source of this 2774-nucleotide messenger RNA. RefSeq lists its product as uncharacterized. Gene Ontology annotation, molecular function: protein binding. Gene Ontology annotation, biological process: negative regulation of fatty acid biosynthetic process. NCBI's taxonomy places the organism in Eukaryota, Metazoa, Arthropoda, Insecta, Lepidoptera, Bombycidae. Gene Ontology annotation, cellular component: Cul4-RING E3 ubiquitin ligase complex; cytoplasm. The record is from RefSeq and is a predicted model, not a curated record.